CACGCUGAUUUCUUACUCAAUCAGUAUAAGACAGUGAGCGUAGUUAACUGGGUGGUGAUUUGAAAGCAAGUGAAUUUUUAUUAAAUUUUCAUUUGAUCGGAGUUUAGGUGAAUCGUGGUAAAUUGAUUUUAGUUCAGGCAAAAGGACAUUAUCCUAGCUCUGCUGUCACAUGAACAUACUAAACUUAAUUAGUAAUGUCUUAAAGCGUGGAUGUCUAGGUGAAGAAUACGGGUUAUAGUGUUGACAAAGAUAAUGUACAGACGGGGUGAUGAUUAUGAUGAAGUCGAAGAUGAUAGUGAUGAUGAUGUAGGGAUAGGAAUUAGGAUGAAUGGAUCCUGUAGAAGAUAUACACCAAUACCACAAGAUGAGGAAGAAUUAUACCCCGUUCUACCCGAAGAUAAAGAUAGUCCGGACCCUGAAACAGCCUUGAACGAAGCCAGGAUGGAUUUAGGGUUCACAUCGCCCAAAAAACAGAGUCGAAACAUCUUAGAAAAAACUUUUUACAGGAAGAAAAAGACAAAGCCUAAGGUGAACCGAUCAUAUUUGAUCAAAAGAUCGUUAGAGAAAUGUCGCGAUUAUUUACCGGAUUCUUGUGAAUGUACCACUCAGUGCUUAAAGAAUUUUUUCUGUAGGAUAUUUCCGUUUAUUAGGAUUAUGCAAGGAUAUAGUUUAUUGUAUGAUUUUCCUAGUGAUUUAGUUGCUGGAUUAACUAUCGGAAUAAUGCACAUACCUCAAGGUAUGGCUUACGCCUUAUUAACUCAGCUUCCCCCUGUUUAUGGUUUAUAUACAUCGUUUUAUCCUGUUUUAACAUAUUUUCUAUUUGGUACAUCUAGACAUGUAUCAGUUGGUACCUUUGCUGUGAUAAGUUUGAUGGUGGGUGCUGUAGUAGAUAAAGGUCACGUAGCCUACCAGAAGUUAGAACUACUUCACGUAGAAGCAAUGGCGGCCAAUUUGACGUCUGAUCACCCAAUGCUAAAUACGACUUUUCUGGAUGGUAAAAAUCAUCUAGAGAAACUUGAAGAGAUUAAAGUAUCCUAUGCCAUGUCUGUUACAUUCGCUGUAGGGGCAUUACAAAUGAUACUAGGAUUUCUGAGGCUGGGUUUUGUUACGACAUUUUUAUCCGAUCCCUUAAUUAGUGGUUUUACAACUGGAGCUGCCGUCCAUGUUUUCUCUAGUCAAAUCAAGUCAGCUUUUGGUAUUGUUGUUGGUAGAUAUAGUGGUCCUUUAAAACUUGUUUAUGCAUAUCGUGAUUUCUUCAACAAUCUACAUAACGCCAAUUUUGUAACCAUGACAGCAACAAUAGUAGCAAUCUGUGCCUUGAUAACCAUAAAGGAAGGAAUUAACAAUAAUAAAUCUAUUAAAAGUAAACUCAGGAUACCCAUCCCUAUAGAAUUAUUAGUGAUUGUGGGAGGAACUGUAAUAUCAUUUUACCUCCAUUUAAAUAAAGAAUUUAAUGUGGAGAUCGUGGGAGAAGUGCCUAGAGGUUUACCACCUUUGAAUGUAGAACAGUUACGGUUUGUUCCCGACCUCAUUGGGGAAUCAUUCGCCAUUUGUUUUACAGCCUUCGCCAUUUCAUUCGCCAUGGCUAAAAUAUUAGCUGAUAAACAUAAUUAUGAAGUGGACGCUAAUCAGGAAUUACUAGCAUAUGGUAUCUCUAAUAUGAUUGGUUCUAUGUUUUCGUCAUUUUGUUGUGCCAGUUCGUUAUCGCGUUCAAUGGUGCAAGACAACGUUGGCGGUAAAACUCAGGUGACGAGUCUUGUAUCUAGUCUGUUGGUGAUAAUAGUUCUAGUCUCGCUUGGUCCAGUAUUUGAAACACUGCCAAAUUGUAUAUUGGCAGCUAUCAUUAUCGUGUCGUUAAAAGGUCUGUUUCUACAAUUUAAAGAGCUCAGAAGAUUGUGGAAAACAUCAAAAGUAGAUUUUUGUGUAUGGAUCGUUGUAUUUUUAAGUACUGUUUUAUUGGAUGUUGAUUUAGGUUUAUUAGUUGGACUAAUAUUUAACCUAAUACCAGUUUUAUUACGGACACAAACGCCGUACACUAGUUUACUGGGUAAUGUUGAAGGUACGGAUGUUUAUGCUGAUAUCAGUUUACAUAAACAGGCCAAAGAGAUUCCUGGUAUUAAAAUAUUCCGAUUUGAAUCCGCACUAUAUUAUGGAAAUAUCCAACAUUUCCGUAAACGAUUAAUCAAAGAUACGGGCUUGGAUCCUAAAGCUUUAAAGCAAUUAAAACAAGCUAAGGCCGAAGCUGAUAUGGCGAAACAACACAAAGAGAUUUGUAUGGCGACUAAAACAGCGUGGAAUGAUGAACCAUGUAACCAUAGUGAUACAGAUCACCAACCAGAUACAGAGGAUGAGCGUGAGGUUGAUCCAUACGCCAUUAUUCUAGACGGUUCCACCAUACAGUAUAUAGAUUCGGUUACCGUUAGAGUUCUCAAAGAAAUUGUACAGGAAUUUGCGGCUGUUGAUGUUGAAGUAUUUCUAGGAGAAUGUAAAGCGGCAGUACGAGGAAUGUUGGAUAAAUCUGGAUUUUAUAAACAUGUACCUAGACGACAAGUUUGUGCUACAAUACAUCAUGCUGUUAGAAUAGCUCAACGAUCUCACGUCCUAACGCCAGAUCAAGAGUUCCAUACACUUAGACAAAAAGCUGCCUCUAUGGAUACUAUAGGAAGUGAUUACGUGAUGGCACCAGAAUCAAGUUUUGUAAAUUUAGAAUUACUUACAUCUAAUAAUUCUAGUGAAGAUGAUUCAGAUGAAAGACGUAAAGAUAUAUCGUAAACACGGUGUAUGAUGUGUAAAGGAAGGUCGUGCAGAUGUACGCGUGUAAAUAUACUAUGUACAUAAAACUUGUAUAUAGUUAAUUAUAAGGGUGAUAUAGAAUAUCAAGUGAAACUAUAAUAGACGAAAUACGACACAUUAGACAAACGUAAAUUUGACGAUUAUGUGAUGGAUAAAUUUGUUUUGCCGUGAUAAAAUAUUGAACUGACAUCGUGAACUAUAUUCAGCUAAGAAGGUAGUUACCAUAAAAUAUCUGCGUCCGAUAUCUGAACGAAUCAGCCAUAGUGUUAUUGUUUCUGAAAAUUACAAAUAGGUUCGUGUAAUCAGAGUUCUACAUUGUGAUCUACGUGAUAGGUUUAAUUUCCCCAUGAUAUUGGUCAUUGCUAUAUGGUGUGUAUAUUUCCCAAUUUAGUGGUUAUGCCAGGGCUUGCUUACAGCUUUAUUUCUAAAGUCGUCAUCAGCUUGGGUAUUGUCGAUAUUGUAUGUCGAUGGUAUCCAAUUAUAUGUGGUCGGUAACGUAUGUGGUCAUUUUGCUUAAAUAGAGGCAAGAUAAAUAUGUAGAUAAAUUGUAUAUAGUUAUGAAUUUAUUGCUCAAUGUAUAUAUUUGUAUUGUUUUGAAAAUUGCUGUUAUAUUGAUCUAUGUUCAUGUAUGAAAGAGAUUAUUUUUCAUAAAAUAAGAAAGAACAAUGCAGUGGACUACUGCUGGCCGUGCACCCGUUUGUGCAUGUAGAUAAACAAAAUGUGCGGCGAAUUUGUUAAAGCCUCGAGACUAUUGAUAUUAGUUGAACGGAUGUUGUCUUUCAUGACCGGUUUUAGUAUUUCUGUUAUAGCACGGCAAGGUUUAUAUUUAUCCGAGAGCUUGAAAGGAAAUGAAAAUAAAAUGAAACGAAAUAUGUACGAAAAAAUAUGUUAGGACUGUAUACAGUCUAAAUAUAACACGACCCUUAUUAGUGUGAAUUAAACUGACAUAUUUUAUGGAUAAAUGUAAAGAGUAUGUAAUAAUCUGUUUAAAGUAAAUUGUACAUAUAAGUUAUAUUUAAAGAGAAAAUGAUAUAAACUAUGAUAUGUAUAUACAAUAUAGAUAAAUUAUUCUCAU
Messenger RNA from Patella vulgata (common limpet), 3868 nucleotides. Its product is annotated as solute carrier family 26 member 6. Gene Ontology annotation, molecular function: chloride transmembrane transporter activity; bicarbonate transmembrane transporter activity; secondary active sulfate transmembrane transporter activity. Bases 253 to 2772 code for a protein of 839 amino acids. Lineage: Eukaryota; Metazoa; Mollusca; Gastropoda; Patellidae. The record is from RefSeq and is a predicted model, not a curated record. Gene Ontology annotation, cellular component: membrane. The transcript has 20 exons. Gene Ontology annotation, biological process: transmembrane transport.